AGCUCCAACGCUUGUCAAAAAUUCCGAAAUCAAGUAGGAGAAAAUUUCUAAGACGAAUGAAGAAACAGGAAAGUUUGAAUGCUAAAUCUGAACAAAGACUUACAAAACAGGAACUAAAGAGAAUAAAUAAAAAUCUGAGAAAUAAGGAAAGGUACAGUCAAAAUUUAGAGACAAGACAGAGGAAGAGGUGUUAUGUUACAAUGCGUUAUCAGCAAGACGUACAUUUUCGCGCGAAACAAAGGUCGUAUUAUACACAGCGUUGUAAGACUGAUCAUAUCUUUAAGAAGAAAAAUCAUUCCCGCUUCUUACUUCGUUAUAAGACGGAUAAUUGUUUUCGAAUGGGACGAUGCACCUACAGAACGCAACGCUACCGUGACGACCCUGAGUUUAAUGCAAGGCAACGUUCCUACGUAAUGCAACGUUACCAUGACGACCCUGAGUUUAACGCAAGGCAACGUUCCUACGUAAAGCAACGUUACCGUGACGACCCUGAGUUUAACGCAAGGCAACGUUCCUACGUAACGCAACGUUACCGUGACGACAAUGAGUUCAAUGCAAGAAAGCGUACCUACAUAACGCAACGUUACCGUGACGACCCUGAGUUCAAUGCAAGACAGCGUACCUACGUAAUGCAACGUUACCGUGACGACCCUGAGUUCAAUGCAAGACGGCGUACCUACGUAACGCAACGUUACCGUGACGACCCUGAGUUUAAUGCAAGGCGACGUUCCUACGUAACGCAACGCUACCGUGACGACCCUGAGUUUAAUGCAAGACAACGUACCUACAUUACAGAACGUUACCGUGAUGACCCUGAAUUUAAAACAAGACAGCGCAUGUAUAUUACACAGCGUUAUCGUGACGAUUUUAGAUUUAAUUCUAGACAGCGCUUUUACUUUAAACACCGUUAUUCUAGCAAUCCUGAAUUCAGAGCUAAACAUCAGGAAAUCAUGAGGUCCAUUAUGAGAACAAAAUCUGAUUCGUUGCGUAAUAAAACAAUGACCAGAGCAAGUACGGUUUUACAAAAAUACAAACUCAUAAAUCGGCUAUGUAGAGAGCGAAAUGAAUGUGCGUUAAUGAAAGCCGUGGACCUGUUCAAAGACCAAAUUAAGAAUGGACCCACGUUUGUUUGCACAGUUUGCCACAGAGCCUUAUUUCCCAACCAGGUGCAGUCUUGUCGGCGUCUCCUUUAUAAGCAGAACCGAAAUGUUGUUGCACGUUGUCUCACGGGACAAUUUGUUCAUAUUUGUAAUGAUGAAUGUCAUUCGUCGUGUAGAGUACCGGCUGAAAGAAAACUAGAGUGGAUAUGUCACACCUGCCACACACAUCUCAAAGAUGGUAAAAUGCCAGCAAUCGCUGUUGCAAACAAUCUCACGCUAGCUGAUAUUCCAACAGAACUGCGUGGAUUGAACAUAUUAGAGAGACACCUCAUUUCCAAAUGCAUAGCGUUUGCCAAAAUUGUACCGCUUCCCAAAGGUCAACAACGAGCCAUUCGCGGAAAUGUUGUGUGCGUGCCGUCGGAGGUACAGGAGACAGUCAAUGCCUUGCCGAGGAUAAGAAGUAAGUCGCAGAUGUUGAGAGUGAAACUGAAGAGACGACUUUGCUACAAAGGCCAUCAGUUUUUUCAAACUGUCACUUGGUCCAAGCUAAUGAGCGCUCUGAUAAAACUGAAGCAAAUUCAUCCGCAAUACAGAAGCAUAACUAUCCGCGACGAUCCGGACCUUUGCGACCCAACCCUCACUGAUGAUGAAAGCGGCUCAGAUGAAGCGGAAAUGAGCGACAUCGAGUACAAUGAGGAAGCCCUGGAGGAGAUGUACAGAUUUGAGACUGAAGCUCUGCGUGGAAUGAACGGUGAGUCACAAAAUGUCAAUCAGCAACAAGGAAAUCUAGAAGAUGGUGAUCAACCUAGCGGUGGAGUUAUACUUGAAUCGUGUCUCCAACCGAGUGACGUGUCGGAGGAAAUUAUGAGUUUUACUGAGGGCAUUUACUCUGUUGCUCCUGCAGAAAGAAAUAACCCUGUAAGCUUUUUCAAGACUCCCAAACUCGAGGCCAUGGCUUUUCCAGUGCAGUUCCCGAGCGGGCAAAACACGCUCGAUGAAGAGAGACCGAUAAAACUCACACCGAGCAAGUAUUUCAAAACCCGACUGUGUUGCGUGGAUGAACGUUUUGCGAGGGAUCCGACCUACUUGUUCUUUGCUCAGUUUGUGACCGAAAUCUACCAGGCGACGUCGAGCAUGUCAAUACAGCUACGCAAAGGUAAACCGUUUACCCGAGAUGGUCGGAGAAUUACCAACGCUAUGCUUCAGGACAAACGUCAAGUUGAAAAACUGGUGCGCAGCAAAGACGCCGUCCGCUUCAUGACGCCGCUGAGAGGCACGCCAGCCUACUGGGAGAGAACCACCAAAGAUCUUUUUGCAAUGAUCCGACAGCUGGGUACACCCACGUUCUUUUGCACAUUUUCUGCUGCUGAAAUGCGUUGGGAAGAGGUCAUCACUGCCAUCAAAGCGCAACAAGGUGAAGUGGUGAAUUUUGCUGGAUUGGACUGGGCUACCAAGUGCGAAAUUCUACGCGGCAAUCCGGUGACGACAAUGCGCAUGUUUGACAAACGUGUGGAAGCUCUGUUCAGAGAUUUGAUCCUCUCUCCGGCGCAACCGAUUGGUGAAGUGGUUGACUACUUUUACCGAUUGGAGUUUCAGCACAGAGGAAGUCCUCACAUUCAUUGCCUCAUAUGGGUUAAAGGUGCCCCUGUAUUUGAGGAAUCCUCAGACAAAGCCAUCUGUGAUUUUGUAUCCCGCUACAUCUCCGCUGAGCUGCCGGACCCGCAAAAGGAACCCGAAUUGUACAAAAAAGUCACAGAGGUUCAGAUGCACAGCAAAAGUCACUCCAAAACGUGUGUCAAACACCAGGGUGCAAAUUGCCGUUUUGGAUUCCCCAAACAACCGUGCCACGAAACGAUGAUCAUCAGACCUGCGCCCGUAGACGACGACAAUCGAGAUCGACACGCGGAGAAUCGCUCGGCGGCCAACGCCAAGCUUGUUCCCGUGCUAAAUCUCCUGAAUGAGCCUGAAACUUCAUCCAUGACUUUGCCUCAGCUGCUGGCUAAAUGCGAGCUCACCGGUGACGACUUUGUGAACUGUUUGCACCUGACGGCCUCGUCGAGUUCCGUCGUGCUUAAGCGAGAACCCAAAGACUGCUGGGUCAACUACUACAACCGCCAUUUGCUUCUUGCCUGGGAUGGAAAUCUGGACAUUCAAUACAUCCUGAAUGCCUAUUCUUGCAUCGCGUACAUCUGCAGCUACAUCAGCAAAGCGGAACACGGUCUGAGCCAAUACCUGAAAUCGGUCAUUGAGAACUCCCGCAACGAAAAUGUCAACGAGAACGACGAAAUGAAACAAAUUAUGCAAGCGUACUCCAAGAAGAGGGAAGUGAGUGCUCAGGAGUGUGUGGCGCGCGCAUGCGGCCUGCAUAUGAAACAGUCCUCCCGCAUGGUGGUAUUUGUACAAACGAGUGACAAUGCGCUGAAAAUGAGUUAUCCUCUCUCGCUGCUUGAGGGCAAAACCCAGGACUCGCACGAAGUGUGGAUGACUGGGCUGCCGGACAAGUAUAAAUGCAGACCUCAAACGGAGGAAUUUGAAGUCAUGUGCUUGGCUGAUUUCGCAUCAAGGUGCAGAAUUGUUUACGGUAACCAAGUCAAAGGUAAAAACGUUUUGCGUCUGCUGAAAGAUAUGGGGUUUGUACAAAAAAGAACAGAAAAACCUGCGGUCAUCAAAUAUUGUAAAUUCUCAGAACAAAAGAAUCCAGAGGAAUAUCACCGCACCUUGCUCAAGCUGUACCUGCCUCAUCGUGCUGAUUGCCAGUUGAAAUCUGAACGCUUUCCCACCUCACAGUUGUUCCACGAGCACGCCUGUGUACAGUUACCGUACGCCGACCAUGUGGAGCGCGUGUCUGAAAUCGUCAAGAGGAACAGAAAAACGUACGAGGGACACAGUGGAGACAUUGAAGAUGCCAUCAGAGAGUUGGAGGAAAGCGGGCUCAAUGUGAACGAAUGGUGCCACCUGGCUCCCGAGAGUGAGCUGCAAAGACUCGAAUGCAUUGAGGAAAUCAACGCGAGAGACGACCCGACUGAGAACGCGGAGGAAAACGUCCCCGACUAUAACGUGAGAUCGGCGACGAGAGAAACGGCUAUUGUGGCUGAACCUGCUGCCAUCGAUCCCACGGUGUUACGCGGUAUGUAUCGAAACCUGAACCGAAAACAAGCGUCUGUGUUCUACAAGGUCCGAGAUUGGUGCGUGAAACGUGUUUGUAGCUCGAAGCCGAUCGAGCAGUUUUUCUACUAUGUCAACGGUGGCGCCGGGACCGGCAAAUCGCAUCUGAUCAAAUGCAUCCACGCGGACGCCACGAAAAUACUGCUCAGACUACCACGACUGGCUGAGGAAGCGGACAUUUGCAAACAGACUGUUGUUCUCGCAGCCUUCACGGGUACGGCGGCAUUUAACAUUUCAGGGACCACUUUGCAUUCUCUCCUCAAACUGCCGAGAAGUCUCAGACCCCCGUAUCAAGGCCUGGGCAACAAACUGGACGAAGUCAGAGCGGAGCUUUCGAUCGCUGAAAUACUCAUUAUCGACGAGAUUUCCAUGGUGUCAAAAGACCUUUUUGCCUACGUGAGUACCAGAUUGAAACAAAUCAAAGGAAUCGAUUUACCUUUUGGCGGUAUGUCUGUGCUUGCUGUCGGAGAUUUCUUUCAGCUCCCUCCUGUGAGACAAUCCAAACCUUUGUGCGUGUACGAUCCUACUCGGCUGGACCACUGGCGCGACAACUUCAAAAAGAUCACGCUCACGGACAUCAUGAGGCAGAAAGAUGAUGCCGCCUUUGCCGAAGUGCUGAACAGACUCCGCGUCAAAGACAGGUUUCGCGAACUGUCGGAACCGGACGCAUCUCUGCUUGCUACGAGGUACGCUUCUCCAGUAACGUGUCCAAAGAAUAUUCUGCAUAUUUUUGCCACCAAUAAGCAGGUAGACGGCCAUAAUUCCGCGAUGCUGAAUCUGCUUCAUAAGGACGUUGUGCAAAUCGACGCCGAUGACUACAAGAAAGACAAAAAAACCGGCAGAAUGGCAAGGCAAGCGACCCCUGUCCGAGGACCUAAGAACGGGUUGCCCGACUCGAUCAAAGUCGCCGUCGGCGCCCGCGUCAUGAUCACACGCAAUAUUGAUGUUCAAGCAGGUCUGUGCAACGGGACAUUUGCAAAAGUUGUGCAAUUGGUGAAUUACCCAAACGAAGCGCGUGUACAGAAACUCGGGCUGGAGCUAGAUUGUGUCGCUAAGACGAGAAGUGCUGAGAAUUCUGUGUUCAUUGACAGACAGGAGGAGAGGAUGCAGAAUACCGGAGUGGUGCGCCGGCAGUUUCCCCUUAAGCUUGCUUUUGCUUGCACGAUCCAUAAGGUACAAGGCAUGACAACAUCUGAGGCCGCGGUUUCGCUGAAAGGCGUUUUCGAACACGGCAUGGGCUACGUAGCUCUGAGUAGAGUGACUUCGCUCAGCGGUCUUCAUAUUCUGCAUAUGGAUGAGAGAAAAAUUCAUGCAAAUCCGGAAAUCACUGCUGCUCUUGCUGAGAUGACAGAGGAUUCUUUGGACGGCGUGAUGCCCCUGUUUCACGUGAUGCCGAGGGUGGAUAAAGCAAAGGACCUGAUCGUCGUCCAUCAUAACACCGAAGGGCUGUCUUGUCACGUGCAGGAUAUCGCGUGUCACCACGAACUGCGUUUUGCUGAUGUUUUGUGCCUCACAGAAACGCACCUCCGAGGAUCUGCGGCCGCCUGCUUGGAAGGCUAUACCAUGUUUCACAGGAAUCGAAGUGAUUCUUAUACAACCUGUCCCGACUUGGCGACAAAACUCGGUGGCGGCGUAGGUAUUUGUGUCAAAAGUCACAUCGCGGCCCAGGAAAAGAAAUACGUACAGGGUGUGACCGAUAUUGAAUUUGUUGCGGUGAAACUGGAAGCUCCCAUCAAUUUGUUGAUCGCUGCCGUUUACAGGCCUCCCGGGCACAGUCUGCGCGCAUUUCUGCCAAGCUUGGGAAACCUGUUGCGUUAUCUUGAAGUCAUGGACCAUCACCAGAUCUUGGUAUGUGGCGAUUUUAACGAAGAUGCGCUCUCCGCCUCGUACAAGCCCGUCCUUGAAUUGUUUUGCUCAAAGGGUUACACGCAGCUCAUAACCACUGCUACCACUGACAAAAACACAUUGAUCGACCUAAUUUUUGUCUCUCGACCUCAGUGUGCUCUUUAUUCAGGUGUCCUGCAAACGUACUACAGCUAUCAUAAUCCUGUUUUCUGUGUCUUGAAUACUGAAAGGUAAGUCAAAUCUAAAUUGUGUAUUUCAGCAUUUGGGAAAUUAACAAGGACGGAAAUCAGAUGGCGUAAGUGGCGGUGCGCGGUGGGCGAUUUGUUGAAUUGAGAUGAGAUGGUAUCGGAGGCGUAGGUGGCUCAGAAAGGCAAAUGUAAUGUUGGCGUUGGGCAGAAACCUCACAAUUAUAUAGAAAAAAAUACUAACGACCAAUGUGAAUAGUGAUGCGCUUUAUAUUUUACGCUGAACUCGUGUCUGUGGAUGUAAAUCAAGUUGAGUUAAGGGAAGGCGCUCAACCAGCUGGGAAGCUGCACCUUCUUGGGCCGCCCAUGCAUGUGGCAGUAUGGGCAGCUGCUGGGCAAAAGACCCUCUGAGGGUGGCGAGGGGACGGCACGGCCGUUGACACCUAAAUAAGACUUGCGGAAAUAACUGCUAGUCUACUCGUCUGCGGGAUGGAUGGAAGAGUCCAUCUCAUCGUCCAUCAAAGGGAAGGCUUUUAAAAUUUUAAAAAGUCCUCCCUUAACUCAACUUGAUUUAAAUUUUAAACUUUUAGAAAUUUGAACUAUUUAAAUAUUUAACUUUCAAACUUUUUAACUUUUAAUAUGUUUAACUUUUGUAAAUGAACUCACGGAUGAUCUAAGAGGCGACUUUUUAACUUUUUGCGUUUUAUUCGUUCUAACGUCAAAUUUUAAAGAUGACUUCAGGAAUGGACUUUUAAAGUUUUUAACUUUUAAAAUGUUUACAUUUUCUAAAUUAACUCCCAGAUGAGUUAAGGGGUGACUUUUUAAACUUUUUAAUUCUAAUGCUAGAAUCAAAUUUUAAAGAUGACUUCAGGAAAGGCCUUUUAAACUUUAUUUUUUUAUCAUUAUUUUCAAUUCUUUUUAACGUCAUAAUCACGAGGCGAGAACGGAAAACAGACGAGGUAAGUUGCUCAUCAAUAAACAUGUGUUUUCCCUUUCUAAAAACACUAAAUGCUUCUAUUUCACUCUUCUCUAUUUUCAGAGUUUCUUUUAUCUGGCGAAAGCAGUUCGACCCACAAUGGAGGCCAGAGGUAAACAUUCUCCACAAAGACCUUGAGGAUGCAAAAACUUCCAGCGUGGACCAAUGACUCCCGAACCAGGGAGGCGAGAAGCAAGACUUAUUCUUCUUUUUUCCGUGUUUCCUGUAACUCCACGUGCUCCAUUUGUCAAGACGGGAGUUUGGCCCCUGCGGUGCUCAACCUUGAUGGGAUUUGGCCUGUCUUGCCAGAGAAAUGACACAGCACAGCGACAGCCAAGUCUUUCAAAAAGACUCGUACGAUGGAGGCCAGCAUCAUGGAACGCAAACUCCCAAACCAGCGUGGCAAUCGUGACUUCUGCUGAUUCUUCUAUGGAACAAUCAAGGGCACCUCUGGCAGCUCUUUGCUUUGACUCUGACAUCUACCUUUUUUAUUUUUAACAUGCUGUCUUUCAUGUGCCUUCUCUGCAUCCAUUGCAGCCUGGUGAUCCUGAAAGGGGGAUCCUCCCAUCUGUGGUCCCUUCUCAAGGUUUCUCAUUUUUCCCCUGGUGUUUUUUUUUUUUUGAGUUUUUCCUUGCCCUUUUGGAAGCUUAAGAUCAGGGGGUGCUUUGAGAAUAAUUGCCAAUUUGUCUAUGCGAAGCCCUUUGAGACUGCUUGUGAUUUAGGGCUAUGUAAAUAUAUUUUACUUGACUUGACUUCUAUGAGUAGCCAGCGAGGAAAAUUGUCCCUUUUUAGUUUUGCUGCUUUUCCUCACCUCCAUGUUUUUAUCGUAUCUUCUUGGGUAUUGCCUGGCCUUUGACUGUUGGAAACUUGUCCCUUUGGCUUUACUCUAUUAAGUCUCAGAUACGUACAGUCUGUUUUCUGUUCUCCUUUAUUUAUGUAUUUAUUUGUUUAUUUGUUUGAUUGCUUAUUUAUUGUUUAAUCGUACUUUUAUUUGGUUACCUUUUCGGCAAUGCUUUGAACUCUGAAGUUGUAAUCAUUUUGAUUUGCACAAUUGUUGAACUUUAUACAUUUCUUUGCCUCAAACCAUGUUUACAUUAUCUUUUGUAUAUGUAUCCCAAGUCUGUCUAAUACCAUCUCCAAUCAUGCUACAGUUGAAUUAUUAAAUAAAUUAAAAAAAAACACUUGUUGUGUUUAUGCAGAGUAGAGAUGAACGCUAAUGUACUUUUUUAUUCAGCAACUUUUUAUUUUUCCCCACUUGUCUCACAUAGCAGUACAAUCUCUCUUGCGCACCACAGCACGCCCCACUGACAAUAUUAUGCAAGACCUCCUCUAACGCACUAUAUAUAUGUAUUAUAGUUUCAACAUGUCAAGGUGUCUGGAAAAAAAAAAGGGAAUUGACUUUGUUUCCUACUUCUGGAUUUUAUUCACAUUGCUGUGAUUGUUUGCAGCAAUGGGUCCUAAUUUAUUAGUCUUUGGUAUGACCUGGCUGGGUUUUGAACUCAUAACCUUCCGGUUCCAGGGUGGACAUUCUACCACUAGGCCACUGAGCUGGAGCUUUUGUGUUGUUUUUAGUUUAUAUAAACUUUCAGCUUGUUUUUUUUUUGUUUUUUUAAACUUAAUUUUAUUUUUUAAAUAUUUUAGCAGAUGCACUGAUCGUUUGGCAUUUUUAAUUUUGUUGUACAUGUAACAAUGGCAAUAAAGAUCUAUCUAUUUAUCUAUCGGUGUAACUAAUAAAG
Molecule: messenger RNA, 9007 nt
Organism: Syngnathus typhle (broad-nosed pipefish)
Lineage: Eukaryota; Metazoa; Chordata; Actinopteri; Syngnathiformes; Syngnathidae
Product: ATP-dependent DNA helicase PIF7-like
Exons: 3
Coding region: 57-6344 (2095 amino acids)
Biological process (GO): telomere maintenance; DNA repair
Molecular function (GO): DNA helicase activity
Source: RefSeq, a predicted model, not a curated record